AUGCGGCGCGAUCCUCCGACCCCAUCUACUCGGACUCCACGUAGGAGGCCUCUGGAUAAUCGGGGGCCGAAGAAGGGUGCACUUGGUGUGCGCGUCAGGGGCCUGAAAGGGGCACCCUGGGGUCUCAGAGGGGCGCGAAAGCUGUGCGCCUCUUCGCCCGUCCACGUGCCGCCCCUCCCCGUGAAGCGAAGCUCGCGAGGUGGCCUGGGCCUCGGCGCGGCGCUGGGCGCGGGGGGCCGCAGGAAGCGCCGGAGCAACGAGGCGAACAUCCUGGGCGUUUUCGCGGACGGCGGCGACGACAGCGACGACGGGCCCGGGAAGAAGAGAGGGAAGGGCGGCGGGAAGCAGCGCGGCGCGAGCGCCAAGUCGAAGCUCGACGCGCCGGUGAGCUUCGUGAAGGGGGAGACCAAGGUGCCCACGCACGUGCCGCGCGCGCAGCCCGAGCAGGAGGAUGGCGCAGCGUCCGAGGACGAGGUCGAUCCCCGCUUCCGAUUCCCAGGCGCGCCCGAGCCCAAGGAGCCGGUCGAGCAGGGACCAGUCCCGCAGGCGCGGAACAAGCUGUCGUUCGGGCAGAUGGCGGCCAGCUACGGGAAGGGGUUCGCCAUGCUCAAGAAGAUGGGCUUCGAGGGCGGCGGCCUCGGCCGCCACAACGACGGCAUCGCCAACCCGAUCGAGGUGACGCGGCGGAAGGCCGGCAUGGGGCUGCAGGACGACGGUGAGAUGGUGGGCCAGGAUCUCUACGGCCGCGACCAGAUGGGCAGCAAGCGCUCGGUAGAGGAGCUGCUCGCGAGCAAACCCGUGAAGGACGCUGGCCCCAAGCCGAGCGAGGGCUGGAAGAAGGGGUCGAAGGUUGCCCGGCCCAAGACGAUCUACAAGACGGCGGCAGAGGUGGCGCAGGAGGCCAAGGAGCAGCAGGGCACCAUGCGCAUCGUGGACAUGCGCGGGCCCGAGGUGCGCGUGGCCACGUCCUUCGCGGAGCUGGCCGACGGUCUCGGCUCGGACAACGUCAGGAGCCUCAAGGAGCUGCGCUACAACGCGCGCGUGCUCCUGGCCAACUGCGAGGACAAGAUCCGCAAGCUGGCCGAGAGGAAACGGCACGCGCAGGAGCUGCUGCUCGCGGCCCAGCGCGACGCGAAGGACCUCGAGGCCGCCGACGGCCUGCAGGGCGACGCCGGGUCCUGCAGGGAGCCGGGCGUCGAG
Molecule: messenger RNA, 1200 nt
Organism: Prorocentrum cordatum
Lineage: Eukaryota; Dinophyceae; Prorocentrales; Prorocentraceae
Source: the annotation of a GenBank genome assembly